UUUCGGGUCCAAACCUGCCCCACAGAAAAGUAUUUUAAAAAGCGAUUAUUUACGUACCGCUUUUUGACUUAUUUAAAAAGCGAUUAAUUACCCAACGCAACCACCAUAAUUGCUUUGUGUUCUGUCACCAACCACCAUAAUUGCUUUGUGUUCUGUCACCAACCACCACAACUCAUCGACGCGAAAAAAUGGCAGUGACCCCCAAAAUUGCGCCUUCAAUGCUAUCAUCGGACUUCGCUAAUUUGGCUUCCGAAGCUCAUCGUAUGAUCAAUUACGGCGCUGAUUGGCUUCAUAUGGACAUCAUGGAUGGGCACUUUGUCCCCAAUUUAACUAUGGGCGCUCCAAUCAUUGAAAGUUUGAGAAAGCACACAAAGGCAUAUUUGGAUUGUCAUCUGAUGGUUACAAACCCUCUUGAUUAUGUUGAAUCUUUGGGAAAAGCUGGGGCUUCUGGGUUUACAUUUCAUGUAGAGGCAUCAAAAGACAACUGGAAAGAACUUAUCCAAAAUAUUAAGUCACAAGGCAUGAAGCCUGGUGUAGCCAUAAAUCCUGGGACAUCGGUUGAAGAGGUUUAUCCUCUGGUUGAAUCCGAAAAUCCUGUGGAAAUGGUUCUUGUCAUGACUGUAGAACCUGGAUUUGGAGGACAAAAAUUCAUGCCAGAUAUGAUGGAAAAGGUUCGAAUACUGAGGAAGAAGUAUCCAUCACUUGACAUAGAGGUUGAUGGUGGUUUAGGACCUUCAACCAUAGACGCAGCUGCAUCAGCAGGAGCGAAUUGCAUUGUUGCUGGAAGUUCAGUGUUCGGAGCCCCUGAGCCAGCUCAAGUUAUAUCCUUACUGAGGAAUUCUGUAGAGAAAGCACAGUAACAGAGUAAAGAUCUGUCAUUUUAUAUUGCGGCACACGUCGCAAGUUCACAUAAUCAAUAUGCUUGGUGUGCUAACAUUUUCAAGUCAAAUAAGAGAUCAAGUUUACAUUUCUCUAUUUAUUGUGAAAUUAACAAAUACUGUAAAGGGUAAAAGGAAUGACACAUAACGCCGUCAUCUAAAUCCUUUGUUGAAUAUUUUGAAGUUUACAUUGAAAUUUUGAUCUACUAUUAGUACUGUUACAUUAUUUGGAAACAAGACACUGGCACACUUGUUGCUUUUUAUUUUAUUUUCAUGGACCGUGUGGUAUCGAAUAUUAAUGUGAGUCACAAUUCCAAAGGGUUUGUCUCUA
Messenger RNA from Lathyrus oleraceus (garden pea), 1209 nucleotides. Its product is annotated as ribulose-phosphate 3-epimerase, cytoplasmic isoform. The coding region runs from base 189 to 860 and encodes 223 amino acids. The record is from RefSeq and is a predicted model, not a curated record. Gene Ontology annotation, molecular function: D-ribulose-phosphate 3-epimerase activity. The transcript has 8 exons. Gene Ontology annotation, biological process: pentose-phosphate shunt; carbohydrate metabolic process. Lineage: Eukaryota; Viridiplantae; Streptophyta; Magnoliopsida; Fabales; Fabaceae.